UUGGAAAAGUCAACCUUGGCAACCAUAAUAAUGCAAUGGAUUUUAAAAUAUAUAUAUAUAUAUACACGUAGUAUUAUUUUUUUUUUGUUUUCUUCCCUUACUUACAUUAUUUCGUAUAUAUUUCAGAAUAUAGUCCAAUUAAUUAUCAUCAUUUUCUCUGUCUAGCCUAUUUGCGCAAAAACCAUGGUCAUGAUAAUUUCCUUUACAUUGUUAGUAGCUAUUCAAUUUAUUAUCCCAAGUGCAAAAGCUUAUUUUUACUACUACACAAAUUGCACGGGUAGUUCAAAUUACAUCAUAAAUAGCCCUUAUCAAACCAACCUCAAUAAUCUUUUAAACAACUUAACCUCCCAAGCAACGCAGUCCAAAUCACGAUUUUACUACUCGACUUUUGGCCAAGCUCCCAAUCGAGUCUACGGCCUCUACCUAUGUCGAGGUAACAUUGAUAGUCAAUAUUGUAGCCGAUGUGUUAAUGAAUCACAUUUGAAUAUCCUCAAAGAAUGUCCAACCCAAAAUUGGGCCAUUCUAUGGAGCGAAAAUUGUACAAUUCGUUUUUCUAACGUGUCAAUCUAUCAGAAACUCGAUGUUACUCAUAGUAUUGUGGGAUAUAACGAUGUUCCACCUAUUCCUAGUAAUGGAGUUCAAGCAUUUUUAAAUGUACGGAAUAAAACCAUGAAUGAUUUAGCACCCCUAGUCGCGAAUAGCUCCAUGAAAUAUGGUAAUAAGACCGGUGAUAUUACAAGGUCCCUAAAAUAUUACGCGAUGGCUCAGUGUACACCAGACUUGACUGCCGAUGAUUGUAACCAGUGCUUGAGUAAUGGAAUUAGUCAGCUCCAGACGAGGAUCGGUACAUGGGUGUUGCUACCUAGUUGUAAUGUUCGAUUUGAUCUUACCAUUAUGAAUGAAACAGCAACAAUUCAUGAAGGUAUGAUUUAUGAAAUACAUCUUGUGUAUGUACAACAAAAGAAAAAUUACAAAAAUGCAGGAAAAAGAAAAAAUACAGCCAAGGUGAUCAUUGCCAUUGUGAUUCCAGUGGUCGUUAUAUCAGCUGUAAUUCUUGCCCUAGGAAUAUGUUAUAAGAUUAAGAAAGUUAAGAAGUAUAACACAUUGCGCGCUAGAAGUGCAAGUCAGGAUUUUGCAAUGAUUGAGUCCUUGCAAUAUGAUGUGGCUACGCUUCAAUUGGCAACUAAUAAUUUUUCAGAUGAGAAUAAAGUCGGCGAAGGUGGAUUUGGAGGCGUCUAUAAGGGUAUAAUGCCAGAUGGACAAGAAAUAGCAGUGAAGAGGUUGUCCCAAGGUUCUUACCAAGGUGAACAAGAGUUCAAGAAUGAGGUCUUGUUAGUAGCAAAACUUCAACACAGAAACUUGGUUAGACUAUUAGGGUUUUGCUUAACUGGAGAAGAGAAGCUUCUAGUGUAUGAAUAUGUUGCCAAUAAAAGCCUUGACUAUUUUUUAUUUGAUACGGAAAGACAAGGGUUAUUAGAUUGGGGAACGCGAUACAAUAUUAUAGGAGGGAUUGCUCGAGGGAUGCUUUAUCUCCACCAAGAUUCUCGGCUUAAAAUAAUCCACCGUGAUCUCAAAGCAAGCAACAUUUUGCUUGAUGAAGAAUUGAACCCCAAAAUUUCAGACUUUGGCUUGGCAAGGAUUUUCGAUGUGGAUCAAAGCCAAGGGAAUACAAAUAGGAUUGUCGGAACUUACGGUUACAUGUCUCCAGAAUAUGCAAUGCAAGGCCAAUUCUCCGACAAAUCAGAUGUGUAUAGCUUUGGUGUACUUGUUUUAGAAAUCAUAACUGGAAAAAGAAGGAAUAGUUGUUUCGAUGAUUUGGGUGACGCUGAUGACCUUAUAAGCCAUGCGUGGAUAAAAUGGAGGGAAGGAAAUCCUUUGGAAUUUGUAGAUCCAAUAAUAAGAGACUCAUGCUCAAGUGACGAAGUUAUGAGAUGCAUGCACGUUGGCUUGCUUUGCGUUCAAGAGUCGAUGGAUGUUAGACCUACGAUGGAAUUACCAGUUCUCGUGUUACAUAGUAAUGCAUACACACUUCCAAUGCCACAAGAGCCUGUUUUCGUUUUCAGGAACAUAAGAGAAGUAAACAUUCUAGACAGCAAGUCUAGAGGGUCUGUGAAUAAUGUAACUAUGUCUGGGGUUGACCCAAGAUGAAUGCAUAUUGAUGAGUUGUCUAAGUU
Molecule: messenger RNA, 2174 nt
Organism: Chenopodium quinoa (quinoa)
Lineage: Eukaryota; Viridiplantae; Streptophyta; Magnoliopsida; Caryophyllales; Amaranthaceae
Product: putative receptor-like protein kinase At4g00960
Exons: 7
Coding region: 184-2148 (654 amino acids)
Biological process (GO): protein phosphorylation
Molecular function (GO): ATP binding; protein kinase activity
Source: RefSeq, a predicted model, not a curated record